Molecule: messenger RNA, 1692 nt
Organism: Scheffersomyces stipitis CBS 6054
Lineage: Eukaryota; Fungi; Ascomycota; Pichiomycetes; Serinales; Debaryomycetaceae
Exons: 2
Source: RefSeq, a predicted model, not a curated record
GAAGAUGGCAAAAAGAAGAAGGAGAAGGAGUCUAAAUCAGACAAGUUCUUCAGUUUUCUCAUGAAGUGUUUGGAAACAGCGGGAAUAACCUUUAGUUCCAUUGCUAUCCUAGGUGUUGCCGGGAUCGCUUAUCACAAGUUUUAUGCUUCUCACGUAUUGUCAAAAAUGAACGAAGCUUUCGAAAAUGGAGAUCCAGCUGCUCAGCUUGCUAUGCACAAAAAGACCCACGCCAUCGCGGGGGACUUGCCUGAAGAUGCUUUCUGGGUCGAUAGACCGCAGCAGAAGUUGCUUGACGAUAUCAUCUCCGGUAAGAAGGUAGGAAGUUACUAUUUAGUGGUAGGAGAAAAAGGUACCGGAAAGACAUCUUUGAUCUUGGAAGCCAUGAAAAAGGUCGGAGGAGAAAAUGUAACCGUCUUCGAUGCCCACGCUGAUCCAGAGAUCUUCAGAAUUCGUCUCGGUGCCUCUUUGAACUUCACUUUCAACGAAGACUACAUUGGUUCCUUGUUCUCGAUUAGAGGUCCUCGUGACACUACAGCUUUACUUGAUAUAGAAAGAGCUUUCAGUAAGUUAGAAGAAUUGGCAAUGUUGAGAGUAGCCAAGAUUCAUCGCCCUUUGGUGAUGAUCAUCAACAAUGCCCAUUUGAUCAAGGAGAAUGAAGAAGGAAUCAAGUUGUUAGAAUUGCUUCAACAGAAGGCAGAGUCUCUCAGUGGUUCUGGUUUGUUGACGAUAAUCUUUAACAGUGACGACUACUGGGUUUACGAAAAAUUGAAAAAGCUUGGAACUAGGUUAGAAGUGGUGAACGUGCGUGAUUUCAACAGAGCUGAGACUAUUUCUGCAUUAAAGUUCAUUCGUCACAGAUACUUUCCUUUACCUAAAGACCAGUUGACCAACGAGCAUUGCCACCAGGUGUAUGAUUUGAUUGGAGGAAGACCUCAACACAUCACCCAUGUUGCCAGACAUGCCGAUAUAAUUAAGGCAUGUCAUGAGAUCAUCGACAGAGAAAAGACAUGGUUCCUCAACCAGUGUGGAUUGUUGGGUUCGGACAUGGACGACGAUGUCAUGGAAGAAGGAAAGUUCUCUGUCAGUGCCAUGUUGUUGAUGAAGGAGUUUGUCGAUAUGGAUCGUGAGCGCAUGAACACCUUGAUCACCCAUAAAGUCAAAUCUGGCCAUGUGACCACCAAAAACCACGCUGACUAUAGAGACCACCACUUGCCAGAAUUGCCUUUGUGGAGAAGCAGACAGAUUAUGACAAGGUCUGACUACAUCCAGCAGUACGAUAACUUAAAUAUUUUUACGAUUGACUCUGAUUCGCGAGUCAGGGCAGACUCUGUGCCCAUGAUGAGAGCAUUUCACGAAAUCUGCUCGCAGCCCAACUUCAAACAAUUGCUUGAUGAUAGCAUUCAACGUGUAGCUGAUGUGGAGGCCUUGGAGAGAACAAGAGAAAUCGUGGCGAAGGACUUGAACUUGGGCAGUAACUACCAGUUGAGUAAAGACGAAGUUGUAUACGAAGUGGGCAUAGUUAAGAGCCAGAAACAUGUAGAGCUUCAUGGAGAGUUCGGUGACGGUAUCGGUGAUGACGACGACGAUAUCGACGACGAAGAUGACGAGGAAUUGUACAUGGAAGAUGUCGACAGAAGAGCCACGAGAAAGUGGUGGAAGAGAAGAAUGGCUGGUUUUGACAUGACGUACCUU